Aaosphaeria arxii CBS 175.79 is the source of this 1890-nucleotide messenger RNA. RefSeq lists its product as uncharacterized. Gene Ontology annotation, biological process: positive regulation of transcription by RNA polymerase II. The coding region runs from base 23 to 1807 and encodes 594 amino acids. Gene Ontology annotation, molecular function: DNA-binding transcription factor activity, RNA polymerase II-specific; zinc ion binding; transcription cis-regulatory region binding. The transcript has 5 exons. Gene Ontology annotation, cellular component: nucleus. Lineage: Eukaryota; Fungi; Ascomycota; Dothideomycetes; Pleosporales. The record is from RefSeq and is a predicted model, not a curated record.
CCUACACAUCCAAUUUCAUCAAAUGUCUUCAACACCACGAACCUCAUCCCAAAGACUUCGCCUCAGAGUGACCACAGGUUGCCAAACAUGUCGUCGACGACAUGUCAAAUGCGACGAGAGUAAACCGACUUGCCGGAACUGUGGAAAAAAGAACCGAGUAUGUCGGUAUGAUAACGCCAUAGAGAGUCGUGAGCCUAGCGAGGCUCGCACAACAAUCCAGCAUCCAAGCACCAUCACGGAUACCAGUGAUUCACCAAUGCAUGACCUGCGGCCCGCAAACAGGGAUCCGCCAGUACUUUCAAAUGACGAAGUCAGCCUCACACCUAGCAAUACUUCAGUCAUAACCCCUGUUCCUGUUUCCAAUAACCCAGACCUGUCAAUCACGGCCAGUGAAACUGUCCCACGGGAUAGCCAUGUCGAAGCGUCCGGCGGAGAAGCUCGAAAUGCUGAAGUCGAAGCCUCUAAUUUAGAGGAACAGGAUACCCCCAUCGCGAGAGAAUCUCUUGUCAUCCCCGCACCUAGUUUCGAUCCAGAAGAUGGCACUUUGCACCAGAUAUCACCACGACAUAGCUCACUUGCCGCAGUGUUGCCUGGCCUUAGAUCAUCAUCUCUGCCAGAUCCCGGGACUAGCCACAGCAUUGGUGGAUUUCGAGUUGACAAGCCCAUCUCACUAGACAAGACUGCCAACAUCAUAUUCUUCAAUUAUGUGCAACGAUUAUCGCAUUGGGUCGACUCGUUCUCUGAUGACCGCCCAUUCCAUUUGCUAGUACCGAGUAUGGCCCUCACUUGUCCAGCCCUGCUUGAUGCUUGCUUGGCGGUAUCGGCGAAGCAAAUGAUGCUCGUUGGCUAUCGACGCGAUAUUUGCGGAAGUAGUGUGGUGUUGCAUUAUUACCGUCUGGCUUUGCAAGGGAUGAAUGACAUGUUAGAUAACCCGACAUCCGCGAAGAGUGAAGAAGUGCUUGCAUCUAGCAUCUUGCUCUCUACUUACGAGAUGUUGGAUGUAAUCGGUGAAAGUUUCGGAUCACACCUGGGAGGUAUCACAUCUCUCUUACGGGCUCAGAACAUCAACGGGGGCUUGAAAGGAAUAGCAGGUGGAGCAUAUUGGACUUGGUAUCGACACGAGGUGUGGGCGGCUCUGCACACCCCCCAACGAGUCGCCUUAGAUGAGAUGUACUGGCGUCCGGAUCUCAUUGACAGCUUUGAGCAUCUUUCAGUUGAGGGCAUUGCGAAUCGUGUGCUUUUCAUCUUUGGGCAAUGCAUAAAUCACUGCCACACAGAUCCAUUGACUGACGCAUACGAGAUUGAACGUAGAGAACUCUGGCGUACUAACCUCAAACAAGAGCUAGAGAGCUGGAAUGAAAAACGGCCCUUGAAAACGAUGCCCUUAUCCAACACCUCGGGUUCCAAUGCCAAUGGCAGAGACUCUUUAGAACAUCCGUAUUCAGCGCUUCAAUUUAUGUAUCCGCAAAGUGCUAUUGCACAUCAAAUGUAUCAUGCAUCACAUAUAUUGCUCGCGUUACACGAGCCUCCUUCCUUAGUGCCAACAAUUGGGAUCAGUAACCUGCAUACGCUGAAUGUUCGUCGCCAGAUCGAACAUCACCGUCAGCAGGUUGUUGCUGCCGCCGACUCUGGAAUAGGGGAAGCCUGGAGCCUCCUUUCAACUCAGUGCUUGUAUGUUGCAGGCUUAGUCACAGAUGGUCAAUAUGAAAGGGAGCAUAUUUUGUAUCUUAUUGAAGACUGCCAGAGUCAGUCAGGGCGACGAACGGUUUGUAUAGCGAACAUCCUUCGAAGUCUGUGGGCUGGAUAAAGUCAUGUAAGGAGUACAUUUGUUCCUGUGCUCAUCCUUACUGUGUGUAACCAUGAAUUAUGUCCAGAAACGCAUAAUAGCAG